AGGUUCGUAGCGUGCGUGCGGUGGUUCUGGCCGGGAGAACGAUUUUCAACUGGCAUAAGUGAGUCAGGCGUCAGGCUCGAACGGCAGUCGUUCGCCGAAGCGCGUGCGGUAUGGUCCUGUCUCUCAACGCAUUUGUUGCUUCUUCGACUCGUAAGCGCACGAGUGGCAUUCGUCGUCGGUUUUGAAUUGUCAACAAAGAAUUUUUCGCUCGCUUUUCCGUCGCUAACAAUCGUAUUAUUACUAUUUCGAUCCUCUACGAAACUUUUCCGUAUCUUUUAUCAUUGUAAAUUGCAAUAAAAAUCUAUACAUGUCCCGGUAAUAAGUGAGUGGAAAUUACGAUGAAGAAACAAACUUUAUAAAUCACAGAGUGAAUCAGUGAAAAUUCGGACUCGGGAUGAAAAACUAUUUUUUAUUAACAAACUGAAAAAUGAAUGAAUAAAGAACGACGAGCGGUGUUUGUGAAAUAUCGAUGAUAUUCGUCGUGUUGUAAUUCUCGUGUUUGCUCGGGGAAUCCGUAGAAACGAGCGUCAAAGAUCUCUUUUGUCCGACACGAAAGAGUGAGAAAAUCAAACACGAGGUUAUAAAUUGUCGUAUUACUUUGAUAAAGAUUGAGAGGCAACUUUGCUCAACUUUUUUCUUCUCUGCUGCAAAAGACACUGAGCUUUCCAAGAGGAGAAAUGAAAUAAAGAAAGGAAGAGGGAGGGAGAGCAAGCUCGUUGUCAACGAUAUGCAGAUGAAAGUCCAUGUCGACGACAGUGUACUUACGUCGUCCAAUCACUGAUCGGAUCUCCGCUACGCUCUCUUAUAUCUUUAUCCCUGCUAUUUUCUUUUUCACCCGGUGAAAUACAAGAAAAAAAAAAUCAUCUUUUAGAAUAUUUUGCCUCCUCCGUUAAUAAGUUAUUACAAAAAAGUGCCUUUUUUUUGUGAAUAAGAAGAAAACCUGUGAUAUUUGAUAAAAUGUGGCCAAGAGAAUUGAUCGCUUUUGCUACAAUAACCACGACGCUUUUUUUUCGAUUGAUCAACGCUGCUUCGGUCGGUCUUGAUCUCGGUGAUUACGAGAUUCUCAACCAAGUCGAUGAGAAACCUGAAAGCGAAGGAGCCCGACACAGCGAUUCAGUAGCAGGCGUCGGUGAGGUUAGGUGUUACUGCAAUCAACCAGAAUGCGUGCCACAGGGCUACAUGUGCCGGGGAAAAGGUUGCUUCACCGAAUUACCAUUGGGCUCGAAUUCCCCAUCUUUUCUCAGACCCGAACACUCCGCUAAUAAUGGUUGUCUCGAGGAGAGCUUCAAGGAAAAACAAUGUCCGCCUGGUUUUCUAUGCUGCGAACAAGAUCUUUGCAAUCACGUUGAUAGCCCAGCGAUGAUCAACAGACUCAACAAAACACUCCAAGUAUUGGUCGGUGAUCAGCGAGCAUUUUUGGGACCGAUACAGCCAACCGGGCCAGCUACGCGAGCGACCGACGGAUGGUUCAAAACGGCAACGAUCGCAGUGCCGAUAUGCGGCCUCGUUGUUCUUUUGAUUUUGGCGAGUUUGGCGAUAAGGCUGUUGCAACCAUUGCCAUCACAGGGCGACAAGCUCGGACCGCAUCGAACGCUUGACAACGCACCACCGUUGCUCGGACCACCGAAAGUGCCUCUCGUAUAAAAGCGAAUAAAAAUAAAAAUAAAAAUUAAAAAAAAAAAACACGAAUUACAUGAAAUGUUUUUAAAAUUCCAAAAGGGAUUGAAAAAAAAAAAUGAGAUCUAGAGACUCCGUUUUAAGGAAAUAUGUGUGACGCGUGAGCGGUGACACUGGAUUGAUGAUUUUCGUUAAAAAAUGUUGCCAGAGUGUAAAAAGAAAAUCGUUAAUCCAAAAUUUCUUUUCUUUUCAUAUGAGAGAGAAUGGAAAUUAUUUUCUGAACAGUCAUCUCGUCUUGACAAGUUCUCCUUUAUCGAGGGGUGGCUCUUUGUCGACGAUUAAUGUGUAAAAUAACGAGACGCGAGUCUCCUAAAAAGCUAGAGAGUCCGAUGGGGGGCUCCGCUUGGCUGUGAAUUUUUCUGACCGAACACCAUUGUAAACUAUAGAUAAAACGUGUGCGCGCGCACGCACAAAUAACUUUGUAAACAUAGAUUAUAAUAUCGAAGUAAUUGACGAUGUAACAUCUCGUAACCGCGCAUUUCUUUUUUCUCGCGACGCGAGUAAAAAAAAUUGCAAGUUUCGUGAUAGAGAAAAGAAUUCCAAUGAUUAUUGGGUUAAUAAUAUAUGAAAGGGACAACGUCGGAUCGUUGUCUCGCAUCUCCUGUAAAUAAUACGUAUGAUUAAUGUUUUUUGAUUAUUCGAUCUUAUAGUUUCGUAAGUAACUCAUCUUCUGCUCUCGAAUAUCGGACUGUUUAUUAUUUGAAAUAAUAAACGUACCUUCUUCCAUUUGUUUUUGUGAGCUAUCCUUUUUUUGUUUGAAAAAGGAAUGUAGAAAUGUUUUUUUAUUUUUUCAAUCGCGAUUCUCCAUUGUAUUCGAAUAAUGAUGAAUUCGCGUGAGUAAAUCCCUAAACAAUAAAGUCGUGUUCCAAGGGUGUGUAGAAAAUUUCUCAAGUCGAAUUGUCAAUAACGCCAACGCCGGUUCUACCACUUUUAGAAUCAAACAAGAUUUCAUUUCCAAUAUAAAUUUAUCCCAAAUAAUACAAAGUCGGGGGAUUGAAUCACGAAUAACUUGUGUCUACGACCAUUUGAAUCUCCGACAACUUUUAUGUACUACCUUACGACGAAUAUUAUAUAUUGUGAUAGUAUCGUAUAAUUAAACAAUAAGCAUUAUCAAAAUGUAUCGAGAUACAAAGAGGAGUACCGUAUCUUCGACGAGACAAGAUUCAUUCGUCUCAUUGUUUAUGAAUUGUUUGGAGGAAAGAAAAAACUAAAAAUUAACAAAAAAAACUUUUUAGAAUGAUAAAGGAAAUGAAAAAAGGC
Messenger RNA from Venturia canescens, 2937 nucleotides. Its product is annotated as BMP and activin membrane-bound inhibitor homolog. The record is from RefSeq and is a predicted model, not a curated record. Lineage: Eukaryota; Metazoa; Arthropoda; Insecta; Hymenoptera; Ichneumonidae. The transcript has 3 exons. Bases 958 to 1644 code for a protein of 228 amino acids. Gene Ontology annotation, cellular component: membrane. Gene Ontology annotation, molecular function: transmembrane receptor protein serine/threonine kinase activity.